CGUGGUCUUGUCCCUACGGCUCCUCUUGGUCCCAGUAAAAGUCUCACGUUACAAGCCGCAAACUGUUGCGAAAGGCAAGCUGCAGCAGUAAUCGCAACAAAAAAAAAGUUCCAAGUUACCAACAAUUGACAAUUGCCAGCGGAAGUUGUUGUUUUCCAUGUGUUUACCCAAUUUAGCGCCGAUCUGUGUAAUUGGACAACGUUGGAGUUGUAUUUAAGCCGAAUCCAGUUUCUACUUUAAGCACCCCCACCACACAGGCAUUAUGACCAACUCGAAACGCAAACAGCCCACAAAACCCACAAGCACAACAGAUGCCACCGCAGAAAACAAAUCCCCAACUGCAGAUGAUGAGCCGUGCACGACUGGGCCGGAAGAGGUGGCAGCUUCAGAGCCCGGUCCAAGCGCUCAGUUCUUUAAGCUGUGCUUUGGCCAUGAUCUGCAAAACUUUGACAGCUUGCAGAGUUUUACGCGCUGGCUGCAUCGACCCGUGGAUGGCGCAGCCUUGGGUGUAUUCCGGAUGCUCUACGGCGCCGCCAUGCUGAUCGACAUAGCCGAGGAGCGCGGCGGGGGGCAGCUGGACGUGCGCUACGGUGAACCGCAUCAUUGUCAUUUUCCGCUCUUCAACGGAAUGGCCGCCUUGGACUAUCCGCUGAUGGGCUGCGUCUAUCUGGCCAUGUGGCUGGGCGCCUGGGGCAUUAUGCUGGGCUAUCGUUUCCGGCUCAGCUGCUCGACAUUUGUGGCGGGCUACUGGUACAUCUUUCUGCUGGACAAGCCGGCGUGGAAUAAUCAUAGCUAUCUCUUCGGAUUGGUCGGCACGCUGUUGCUGUUCACACGGGCGCACAGCUACUGCUCCCUGGACAGUUGGCUGCGGCCAGAGCUGAGGCAGCCGGUGCCGUAUUGGAAUUACUUUCUCAUCAAGUUCCAGUUCUUUGUGCUGUACGUGUACGCGGGUCUGAAGAAGUUUUCGCUGGAAUGGCUCUCCGGCUAUGCCAUGUCCAGUCUCAGUCAGCAUUGGGUUUUUGCGCCCUUUCGCCAGCUGCUGGACGACGAGCUCAUCGAUCUGCUGAUCAUCCAUUGGUUUACGGCCUUUUUCGAUCUCUCCAUCGCAUUUUUCAUGACCUGCGAGAAGACGCGUCUGCUGGUUACUCCGUUCAUGAUUAGCUUUCACUUGAUGAACUCGCGACUCUUUAUUAUAGGCAUGUUCCCUUGGGUCUGCCUGGCGGAGGUGCCGCUCUUCUUCAGCUUCGACUGGCCACGACGCUUACGGUGCUUGGUCAAGACGACGCCAGCAUUGAAGGAGGAGAAGAAAGCCCCGGUCGGCGAUCAACCCAGGUUCAAGGACCGGUUGCGCAGCUGCAUCAUAAUCUUGUACUGCGCGCUGCAGCUGUUUCUGCCCUACUCGCACUUCAUCACCAAGGGCUACAAUAACUGGACGAACGGUCUCUAUGGCUACUCCUGGGACAUGAUGGUGCACUCCUACGAUACGGUGCUGACCUCCAUCCAGGUGGUGGACAAUGACAACCAGAAGGUGCAUCAUCUGAAUCCCUAUGCCUUCACCGAAUACGAUCGCUGGACUAAGUAUGCCGACAUGGCUGUCCAGUAUGCCAAGUGCAUUGAGAAGAACAUCCGAGACGACAUGGAACUGCAUCCGGAGAACAGUCCGUUGACAAGCAGCAACAUUUCCAUUUACUUUGACAUUUGGUGUGCCAUGAACGGGCGGUUUCAGCAGCGCACCUUUGAUCCGCGCGUGGAUCUGCUAAAGGCGCCCUGGUCACCUUUUAAGCGUACGCCCUGGUCGCUGCCGCUGCUCACAGAGCUGAAUCAUAUGCGUCCGAAACUCAAAACAAUUGCCAAUGAGGUGCUGGCCUGGAACAACUACUCGGAUGUUAUAUUUGUCGCCGAUUUUCCAGGUCUAACGCUGAGCAACUUUAUCGCUCCGACUCUAUUCAACUGCAGCCUGACAAUACUCGAGGGUAAUGUGCGCUACAAGAGCGCCAAGGAUGGGGAGGAGUUCUUCCUGACAGCCGGCAAGAGCAUUGGCCUGGAGAGCAAUGCCACGCACUAUGUGACCACCAUUGGGCAGAAGCCAGCCUCCUAUUUGUACACCUAUGUAAACAAGACCAUGCUGGAGCAGGACAUUGUCAUAGAUGAUGUGGGUCAGUCCAAGGAGCGAUCAUUGCUGCCGCUCUGGAAGGAGUUCAAGCAACGCCUCGGCAAUUACCAACAGUUCCUCAAGCAUUUGGCCAAUUGCUUGCUCUACUUGCUAUACGAUGUGCCCAUACCGAUUUCCAUUAGAGAGAGAGAUUAAGAAUGAAGCAGUCGAUAUUAUAUUCCACUUGCUACAAUGUAUUUCCUUGCCUAAGUCCCUUAGUGUCACAUAAUGUGUGGGUGAUAAAACUGAUAAUAAAUGUUUAAUGUUAUA
Molecule: messenger RNA, 2422 nt
Organism: Drosophila montana
Lineage: Eukaryota; Metazoa; Arthropoda; Insecta; Diptera; Drosophilidae
Gene: GC
Product: gamma-glutamyl carboxylase
Exons: 4
Coding region: 263-2308 (681 amino acids)
Biological process (GO): peptidyl-glutamic acid carboxylation
Molecular function (GO): gamma-glutamyl carboxylase activity; vitamin binding
Source: RefSeq, a predicted model, not a curated record